GCGAGUUGCUCCUUGGAGCCUUGGAGCGAGGCGUUGGGGCGGUAGGCAAGAGACAGUCAGUGGCGCGAAUUGUGCGGACGCCUGCCUGACUUGAAGACACAGCGAGCGCGUGCCAACCGGGGGCUGACUUGGCGAUGGAAGCGGCUCCGAUAUUGAACUUAUUUCUGUUUACUGGGAUACUCCUCACCAUCAGUUGUAACAUGGCUGAGGCCGUGGAGUGUUACAUAUGCAGCUGGAACCCAUCAGACUACAAGAAUGGCAACAAUAACCACGACUACAGCGACGUUUGUUCUGCAGGCCACUUUGACCCAGAACGAGUUCGGACACAUGAGUGCAGCAGAGGCUGCGAGAUAGUCAGCAUGAAGGAUCCCAAUGGAUUGCUAGAAAUGUACUAUAGGAACUGUGUCACCAAUAAACAGAUCACCCAUGCAUAUAUUAAGAAGAGUUCAAAAAUAAAUGAUGAAGAAGUCUAUACCUGUGACUUUGAUUUGUGUAAUACAGCUAAUGGAGGGAGACACUUACAUGUGGUUGCAGCAAUAGCAUUAAUGUUAGUGCUACCAGUUCGUUGGUUCUUCAUGUAAAGAAAGUAUCCUCAACAUGGAAUUCCCUACUCUUUGACCCACAGAAGCUGGUAAUCAGGGAUUGAACUAAGAAAUAAGUGUUGGUGCAGGCUGAUGCAGUUAUCAUCUGAUUCAGCCUUCUGAGUCAUUAAACAGCAUCAUGACAGUCUGUCGGUGGCCUUCUGAGCUGUAGCUCAACAGUACAAUAAAAUGAGUACAUGACUUUAACUGCACACAGGACAAGAAAAAUUAUGCACAAAUGCUACUUCAAAAAUCAAACUGAAGGCUAACAUCCAAAGAGAAAGGGCAUACA
This is a messenger RNA of Cryptotermes secundus, 873 nucleotides long. RefSeq lists its product as uncharacterized. The transcript has 4 exons. The coding region runs from base 135 to 581 and encodes 148 amino acids. NCBI's taxonomy places the organism in Eukaryota, Metazoa, Arthropoda, Insecta, Blattodea, Kalotermitidae. The record is from RefSeq and is a predicted model, not a curated record.